This is a messenger RNA of Micropterus dolomieu (smallmouth bass), 624 nucleotides long. RefSeq lists its product as uncharacterized. The coding region runs from base 1 to 624 and encodes 207 amino acids. The record is from RefSeq and is a predicted model, not a curated record. Lineage: Eukaryota; Metazoa; Chordata; Actinopteri; Centrarchiformes; Centrarchidae. The transcript is spliced from 5 exons.
AUGCACAGGUCCUACCAGCCGUUAAAGCCCGUCACCAACCGCUACCUGCAGCAGCGAUGGGACCAGAACAACUACGAAAACCACCGCAGGAAGGUGAGCUUGGCCCUGCCGGUAGUGGACAACAAGGGCAUGAGGACACCAGCUCACGUGCAGCUCAAACUGAAAAAACUACAGCUGCAGGAUGAGCGGCUGUCCGUCAUCAACAGAGACAACCGCCUCUUGGCCUCCAAACUGGCCGACAUCGUUUGCUCUCAAGGCCUGGUGGACCAUCAGAACCAGUACCACCUGAGGAGUCUGAACGCUGACAAGAGGAGGGAGGAGCUUCUGCUGGUCAGCCGUCAGAAUCAGGCUAUCUACCAGCGAAUCACGUCUCGCCAGUCAGAGUACCGCCGCCAGCUGUGGCUGGAUGACUGGGAGAGGGCGGAGCAUCGGCGGGACGACAUUUCCCGAUACUCCCGUGGGCUCGCAGAUAAACAGAAGUCGCACAAGAAGGUGAAGUUUGCAGCCGUGGAGGACGGCGACCGGUCGACACAGACGGGACCGGCCGACACCGACCGGACUCACACAAACAAGCACAGCAAAUUAGACAAACUUUCCUCAGCUAACAGCUUUAAUAAAAAAUGA